UUUACGGAAGUGUUACCACCCACUUCAAAGAUGGAGGACGAUAUCUCAGAUUUGAGCAGACCACAAAUGUACUUGUUUGGUUGUACCCUCAAAUCGGACAAACGGGAGUUCAAAGUUGACGUAGACGACGAUGAUACGGAGCAGCAGCUGUCACUCAAAGCAGUGUGUCUGGGAGCCGAGGCGGAGGAUAAGUUCCACAUGGUGGAAGUGGAGGGCCUCACUUAUGAUGGAAAAUCGACCAAAGUGCCGCUGGUUGUCCUGAAACCGUCCGUCCUGCCCUCUAUGAGUUUAGGUGGAUUUGAGAUCACACCUCCUGUUACGUUCCGUCUGCAGUCUGGCUCUGGACCGGUUCACAUCAGCGGGCAGCAUUUUGUUAGUGUGAAGGAUUCAGAGGAUGAGGAAGAGGAGAACAACACGUCACCGGUGAAGCGGCCUGCAGGCCUGAUGUCUGGGAAAAGGCCCCCAUUGAAAAAACUGAAGAUGGAGUCCGAUGACGAUGAAGACGACAGUGACGAGGAUGAUGACGAUGAUGAUGAAGAUGAGGACAGUGAUGAAAAUGAUGUGAAGCCUCCGAAGAAUGUUGGGAAAGAGGUCAAAAAGGGCCCAGAAUUUUCAGCAAAGAAGCCCAACAAGACUCCAGUGAAGCAAAACGGCCCCGCAGGAAAACCAUCAGGAUCAGCAGUCAAACCACAGAUUAAGACACCUGCCCCAGGAAAAGACAAACCCCAGGCUGGCCCGUCUAAAUCUCCCUCUCUGACUGAGAUUAAGACCAAGUUGUCAACGGCAGCCAAGGAGGGAAAACCACUACCGAAGACGGAGCAGAAGUUUGAGAAUUUCGUGAAGAGUUCUUUUAAAAUCUCAGACAAAAAAGUGGUCAAGGACCUUUGGAGUUUUGUACAAACACUGAAGAUUGAGAAGAAGUAACAAACCUUGUAUGCUUUGAAGCAUUUGUAUGUUUUGCAUCAUGAAAGACAUUUAAAGGCACAGUCAGCGAGAUUUCCUACUUGGCCUUAUUAUGUCAUCACUGCUAAUGACUCGUAGUGAACAGAAGGACUGAGUGCAGAAAAAAAAGGUAAAGCCAUUAAUGAUUCAGGUGUCAUCAUUUUUUAGAUGCGAAGCACCUCCUGGAACUCGCUUAUUUACUUUUAGUAGAUAAGCUGUCCACUUCACUGCAUGCCAAUCUGCACCACCUACAGGGAAGGAAAGUAAUAGCACCACCAAUUAGGACAUGCAGAUGUCUUUGUUGCUUUUCUGCAAGAAAGAAAUAGCUGGUGGAGUUUUAACACUUGCGCCACCUGCAGGCAAUAAAUGUUGCACCUGCGGAUUUUUAUAGCUGCAAUAAAAUAACAGAUAUGUAAACUGGCAACAACAUAAUCCAAGUAUUCAGAGCCAAAGACAAGACAGACAGAACCUAGUCAAGUUAGUCAUUGCUAAUAUUUUUAUAUGGUCCCUCUGUCCUACUCCUUUUUUUUUUUUUUGUUAUUACCACAAGAAGUUGCCAAAGACCGAAAAUUUAAAUCUUACUCACAAGGUUAAAUAUAAAUCCUUGAACAGCAUCUAUAAAAGUGAAAGCAACUGCAGGUGGUGCAACUGUCAAAUUACAGAAGCAGUUCCUUUCCUUGCCUGAAGGUGAGAUCGCCCUACAUCUUAAUUUCUUCAUGUAUAGUCAACGCAAUUUUGUUUUAUUGGCCGAGCCUGGUUCCAGGUGCUUCUCAUCCAUGGCACUGUGUGUCCUCCUUACAUCAACAAUGCAAUAGGAAAUAUUGCAGAAUGUGCCUUUAAAUAUCUCUACUGUAAACUGAGAUAAAUCAGAGUCUCAUUUUGUGUGAAUUUGAGCAGUAUAAACAAGGAUGGCAAAGACGAGUGAAACGGGGACAAUGACAAUAUAUUUUUCCUCCAAAGUGUUUUGUUAUUUUACAUUCUGUCUGGCUUUACGAAGCAUUUUUAGCUUAUGAACAUGCUUAUAGAUUGACUUUGUCCGGCAUAAUUGCUCUAUACAUACUGUACAGGAAUUUGUUAGAAUGAGUCAAGAUAACCGUUUUUUUAAUUGUGUCAUUCAGUUUGGUCAUAGUAUCUCCUGCAGCAGAGCCUGCACCGACUUUAUUUUUCUUAAAAACUUGGUCAACAACACCAAGAGAGAAAGAUUCAACUGUUUAUGAAACAUUUCACUUAAGAAAAAUAAUGCAAUUAAGAAACAGUAAGAUCCAUACCUGUUCACAGAUGUGUGCAGUUGUAACCUUGCUACUGUUACAUAUCUUCUCCCGUCAGUCUGUUGAGUAAAUAUGUAAUGUUUCAUCCUGUCUUUUUUACCAGGAACACCUCAGACAUUUCUGGAUGAGAGCAGUGUCAUUCUUAGAGGCCAUAUCCACAAAAGUGUUUUUUUCCUGAGGCCAGAUUAUUAUUAAAAUCUUUGCAUUGGGAGUGCCGCGUAUUUAUGCUAUGCUAUAAACACCAGCAGUGUGACGAGGCGCUAAGCGUCUAUUCUGCGCUGACUGCUGCCUGGUAUAAGUGCAGAGUCAAAAAAAUUUCAACUUUGGGUAGAACGCUGUGCUCAUUACUUUACCCAGCCAUUCAGUCACAGUGGAGGAGGGACAAAUACCAGGAAAACCAAUUGUCACAUCUUUCAUGUAGCCUACGUUUGCUAACAUUCAUUCAUCCAUUCAUUUUCUGUAACUGCUUAUCCUGUUAUGGGUCGCGAUGACAUUGGGCGAGAGGCAGGGUACACCCUGAACAGGUCGGAGGGCUAACACUUAAUAACAGACAACCAUUCACGCUCACAUUCUCCCAACAACUAACAAGAGAGGAGAAAUAUGUCAAUAUACUCUAUACAUAUAUAUAUAUAUAUAUAUAUAUAUAUACAUAUAUUAACAGUUUCCUCUCAUGAACCCAAGUAGACUGGUGGGUUCGUCCUCUCUCCCUGCUUGCUGAAGCCUUCCCUUCAUCCAGGGCAAGUUCUCUUCCUUGCACCAGCAUUUUAGCUUCUGUGAAUAUUUCGUGUCAUAGCAACCAGACACAACCAAUGUGCCUCAGCUGAUAAAACGCUGUGGCUCUCAAGUGCUCCCAGCUCGGCGUUUCCUGAGGAGCACUUGGUGUUUUCAGCUGGAAAAGAAACACUUUUGUGGACAUGGGGCCAUUAUUUCAAUACUUUCAAUACAAAUGUCUUUAAGUUUAUAUAAAGGUGAGCUAAACUUAUUGCAAACCUGCCAACUGGACUGAAUUCACAUGGCAUUUUUUUUGGAGUGUGAAUUCAUAUCAAGCUUGUUAACAUCAGUCAUAACCUGAGAGGGCUUUCAUUAUAGCGAUUACAACCAAAAAUCAUCUGUAACAAAAGUGAUCAUAACAGCAGUAUGCAAAACAUUCUCAAGAGUAUUAUGAGCCUUGUAAAACCAACACAGCUGCCCCGACUAAAAUGUUUUUCUUUAAAGAAAUAUACAUACAAAAAGUAAAAAAAAAACAAAACAAAAAAAACAUGAUAAAUACAUCGUUAACUUGCUCCAGGGGUGUAUUUACAAUGUGGCAUUAAGACUGUGCAUUUCAAUACACUCUGAUGCACUAAAAAACAGUUACAAGCCUAUGAACAUAGAUUAUCUUAUUUAUUACAACAUAAUCAUAAGGUAUAUAUCAGAAAAUGACAUCAGAGUUGCAUCACGUCACCUUUACAGAAACCCAAUAAAGAACUCAACCCCAUAAUUGUUUGCACUCUUGUAUAUCAGUGCUCAGAUGGCAAUAAGCAUACAAUCACUUGGUGCUUAUGUGUUUACGAUCCUGUGUGUCUUUUAUGAGCCAAAUGUUGGCAGUUGGACACCAUCUUUAACCAAUCCCAUUGCUUGGUUCAACCCUCCUGUUAUCUGUGAAGGAUAUUUCAGAUUCCUUAGCUGCAAACUUCUUCAACUAAUUUAGGUAAUUAAAGUCGCCCUGAUAAUUUACCUUCAUAUUAAAUUUAGACGUCUGUAUUGUCCUCUUUGUAGCGAGGUUUCAGUUGAAGCAGUUUACCAUUCCUAGGAUUUAUUUUUUGGCUUGUGUAUGAGUUCAUGACAGAGUCCUUCAUUCAUGUUUUUUAAUACUUCCCUCCUAUCAAACUCGAUAAACUUCUUUUCUGUAAAUAACUCUUGCUUUUAUUUCCACAUACGGCAGCUGAACAAAUAUAUUUUUAAGUGUAGGCUUAAUCCGCCCUUGCUCAUAGGUGUUAGCCUGGAUUUGUUGUCAUGAUCUUUAUUUGAAAUGUCAUCUUCUAGUGUGUUGUAGAAGUGUUUUAUGUUGAGUGUAGAACCCCUUUUUAUAAUGUUUGAAAUAAUGUCCUGAUUUUGUUGACGCUUCAUUUUGGCCCUGCUGUUUGUCAUCUUUAGGUUGUUCUUGUGAUUCUGUAACUUUGAAACCAGUACCUAAAUAUGCCCUCAUGAAAAAGAGAAUGUGAUCUAUGUUGAUGACCUGAUGCGCAACUGUUCUUAACAGUGCUGCCAGCGUGAGAAAACACUGAGUUUAGAACAGCAGUUUUCCAGGAUUUCUGAAUCAUGAGUAGAAGUAUCUACCAUUCUAUCAGACGAAAGUAGUUCUGAGAUAUAUCUUUGAUUUAUACUGUUUCAAUCCAGUAACCCCCAUCUGUACUUUCUUUACCCAUCAUAUUGCCUUGUGUCUGUGACCUGACAUACCUACUGUAAACCACCAGCAUGUGGUGAGAGGCAUCUGCAGUUUGAAUCAACAAGAAGCAAGGCUUGUGCAUAUUAACUGCAUAUGUCAAUGCAAAUUAAAUUGUUAAACACUGUACUCUUGCUGCAAGUAGGUGAUGUUUGGGCUGACUCAACAUGUGUUGAAAGAAAGUGCAUUUUGUCCAUUUAGUCGAAAUUAAUUGAUGAGUUUAUGCAUGACUGCUGAUGGUGGAUAUUCAUACAUUCAUGGUUUGUUGAGAUGAACAUAUCCAUCCAUUUUUUAAAUUCUAACUGUAACAUUUACCUGAAUAAAGUGAAUCCCAUUUGUU
This is a messenger RNA of Epinephelus fuscoguttatus (brown-marbled grouper), 4975 nucleotides long. RefSeq names its product nucleophosmin 1b (gene npm1b). The coding region runs from base 31 to 924 and encodes 297 amino acids. The transcript is spliced from 11 exons. Gene Ontology annotation, biological process: chromatin remodeling; ribosomal small subunit export from nucleus; ribosomal large subunit export from nucleus. Gene Ontology annotation, cellular component: cytoplasm; nucleolus; nucleoplasm. The record is from RefSeq and is a predicted model, not a curated record. Gene Ontology annotation, molecular function: chromatin binding; histone binding; RNA binding. Lineage: Eukaryota; Metazoa; Chordata; Actinopteri; Perciformes; Serranidae.